Messenger RNA from Musca domestica (house fly), 852 nucleotides. Its product is annotated as metallo-beta-lactamase domain-containing protein 1. The record is from RefSeq and is a predicted model, not a curated record. NCBI's taxonomy places the organism in Eukaryota, Metazoa, Arthropoda, Insecta, Diptera, Muscidae. The coding region runs from base 100 to 756 and encodes 218 amino acids. The transcript is spliced from 2 exons.
GUCACCGGGACGCUUUUCUUUCGAUCGGGUGUUUUAUAAAAAAGUCAAUUUGCAAAUACGCGAUUUCAGUUUAGUUCGAGAGUUGUUAUUUGCGCCAAAAUGUUUAACAAGGUGCAUGUUUUGGCUGAAGGAUAUUCGAAAGCAAUCGGAAAUUCAAAUGAUAUGCGUGCAAAUUGCUCCUGCACUGUAAUACAAACAACAGGUGGCCACAACAUCAUAGUGGACACCAUGACUGCUUGGGAUGGCCAAGUGGUUUGUGAUGGUUUACAAAGGAUUGGUCUGCAGCCGCAAGAUAUCAACUAUGUUGUCUGCACUCAUGGGCAUUCGGAUCACAUUGGAUGCAAUUAUCUUUUUACAUCGGCGGAAUGGCAUAUUGUUGGCAGUUGCAUCUCACAUCGUGACAAAUACCCAGACUAUGAUUUUGGAAAACCCUACAAGUUAGAAAACGAUGAUGUGGUGAUUAUGAGAACCCCCGGGCAUACGCUCAGCUGCGUUUCAGUAGUCGUUUACAAUGCAGAUCCUGAACUCGGUGGUAUAGUCGGAAUUUGCGGCGAUCUCUUUGAGCGCGAUGAAGACGUUUUUAACCAAGAAAUAUGGUUAAGUGCUGGCUCUGAAAAUCCCCAAGUUCAGAGAGAAAAUCGUUACAAAAUUGCUGAUAUAUGUUCCUAUAUAAUACCUGGUCAUGGCAAAGGCUUUCAUGUAACAGACGAAAUCAAAGAGAAGUUGUGCUUGAAUUUAAAUGAAAAUACGGAAUAAAAUUGCUGGUGCUCAGACAAAACAUACGGAUUACUUUUGGAAUCUUUAAAUGAAUAUCAAGGAAAGGCCAACAAAGAAAAUAAUGACUGAUUGAAA